AUGGUGAAGAUGGUUAAGUUGCUUGGUCAUGCUGGGGCUGUAACAGGGCUCGAACGCAUAGAUAUCCCCUACUGUCACACGCAUUGCAACUUGGUGAAUGUUGCCCUGAAGAAACCAGCCUACCUCAGCUCCCUCUACCAGAACCUAUUCAACGACUGUUUCCAAUGCCUGGGUAUUAACGGUGUGAAUGGAAUUAAGACGGAUAUUGUACACGCAGACAAUAGUUUCCAGUAUUCAAACUGGUUUGUAGUUGACCGUCUCGAUGCUUAUCAGUGGCCGCUGGAAGUGACCAUAGCCGGCCAAGUCUUGACCGUCAACUGCAAGGAUGGCAACAAAUUUUCAAGGUACGUCAUUAUUCAGCAGUCGCAGGUUGUCGAGGAGCAGCUGAACAAUAAGUUUCUGGCGUUCGCUGAGUUGGAAGUCUACGCCGAUGAGAACUUCUUGCAAUACGACAACCUGGCCUACAAGAGACCCGCCUACAUGAGCACUCCCGAUGCAACCUACAUCCCGAACAACUGCGUGGAUGAGAUUGAAAAUAACUUCUGUCUUCUGGGGGCUGAACUUGCUCCGAAUCCAAAUUGGCCAGGCAGUUCAAAGUUCACCGACAGAAUGACCCAGUUCAUCGUUGGACUGGCAGCCAGCUUUAACGAGAAAGUCAAGACAGUUUCCGUCAGAUCAAGUUAUGACGUUUGCGGUCAGGGGCCGUCCACGGUUCAGCCCGUAGACACCCCAAUAAGGUUGGACUGUCCCAAUAAGAAUGCCUACUCAAGGUACGUCAUCGUCCAACAAGAUCCUACCAUUGCAAAUAAUAUAGGGGGCAUGACCUUUGCUGACCUUACUGUUUACGGGUCAGAAAAUUCUGUGAACAAAUACAUGGGCUGCUUUCAGAAUUUCCAAGUUCAAAAAUCCUUCCAAGAGUCUUCAUUAGAUAUUUGCAUAUCUUUGUACAAUCAGCUAAACAUUCCCUACGCUACAGUCAAGGACAAUCAAAUGUGCUAUUGUGGAACUCCGACAACGCUCUUCCCAUCUUCCCAGUGCUUUUCUAAUUGCGACGUCAUCACCGGGUUAUGUGCUGCCUCUGAUUUGACAGCUGUCUAUACUACUCCGAUAAGUCCUGGCUAUUUGGGCUGCUAUGUAGACGACGCAAACAACAGGGACCUAGAUGUUCUGAUGAAAAAUGACGUCACCUCCAUGACCAGUGAAUUGUGCAUUAAUCUAUGUGUGCAGAACGGCUACGCUUAUGCGGGCUUACAGAAUGGAAUGGCUUCCGCCAAUGAAUGCAACUCCGAAUGCAGUGGAAACCAAGCCCAGCUAUGCGGAGGGCCUUUAAGGAAUACCAUAUAUUCACUUUGCAACACGUACGGAGGGCUGAAGAAAUGCCCCGACCAGUACCACUGCUCUGAUGGUUUCAAUUUCGAUACGUGGAUGAACUGUCAAUCACAAAAAUGUCUGGCCGGCUGGACGGGUAGUUACUGCAAAGAUAGAGAUUGUCAGACAAAGAAUGGAAACUGUGGAAUCCACCCGUGUUCCACGUUUAAAAUUGGAACUGCAACUCUCACGGAAUGUGUUUGUAAGGUUGGCUACCAGAAAACCUACUACAACGAUGACUGCACACUUAGUAAGUGCUCUGUUCCCAACGUGUGUGAUGUUGCUCCAGCCAUCUGCAACUUGACAACCUCCACUUGCACAAACACCCCUGACUCCUACGUAUGCACCUGCCUGACAGGCUUCAGAAAUCCAACUAACAACAAGACUAUCUGCCUUGACAUAGACGAGUGUGUUGAAAAAUCGGACACCUGCAAUAAACCAUCAGAAGCAUGCGUUAACACAAUCGGUUCGUUCACGUGUCAAUGUUCAGCCGGCUACCAACGCAUCAACAACAUCUGCACAGAUAUAGAUGAGUGUUCGAAUAGUUCAAGUCCGUGUAACAAUGCCACUUCUAGCUGUAUGAACAACCCAGGAACUUACAACUGUACGUGUCUGAGUGGGUUCUGUAAUAAGGAUCAGUUUACCUGCGAAGACGUGGAUGAGUGCUCCAGAAACGCCAGCAUCUGCAACUCAGCCAUCUCAUUGUGUCUGAACGUCGUCGGUAGCUACAUUUGCUCGUGCUAUAGCGGCUACUCGAAUAAAGACCAAUUUACUUGCGAAGUUUCUCCGGAAAGGAUAGGCUUGUACGCGUUGAUAGGGGUGACAGUGGCAGGCCUUCUAACCCUAUUGGGGCUGCUCCUCUUCCUGGCGGCCGUCGUGAACAGGAUCCUAAAGAUGGUGUUCAGAAAGAGGAGUAAUAAAAAUAAUAAACCACCAAAUGGUGACGUCACUAUUGUUAAUGUUGAUCUACGUUGA
Molecule: messenger RNA, 2343 nt
Organism: Helobdella robusta
Lineage: Eukaryota; Metazoa; Annelida; Clitellata; Rhynchobdellida; Glossiphoniidae
Exons: 16
Coding region: 1-2343 (780 amino acids)
Molecular function (GO): calcium ion binding
Source: RefSeq, a predicted model, not a curated record